Molecule: messenger RNA, 1793 nt
Organism: Rotaria sp. Silwood1
Lineage: Eukaryota; Metazoa; Rotifera; Eurotatoria; Philodinida; Philodinidae
Source: the annotation of a GenBank genome assembly
AUGGCUACUGGCGGUGAAGUACAUGCUCAUCGUGUUCGAAUCUCUGAUGUCGGCCAGGAACCACUCAAAAUGCUACUACCAAUUCGGGGAUAUGAUGAAGUACCGUUGGUUACACUCGAAGAAGCCGUCGAACCACUUGUGACAACUUUGCCUGACAUCAAAGAUUAUGUCUAUGUCGCCAAGCAACGAUGUGACGAAGAGCCGGCCGACGGUCUUAGUCAAGACGAAUCGGCAGCCAUCAUGCUCUACUCCAUGGAAUGGACACCUCAACAAAAAUGUCUCUACUUCGUCCUGAAUAGUAUUCUUCGAUCAGAAGACAGACGUAAACUGGAAUCAUGGUAUCCAUAUUUAAAACUUUUUCUUAGUGGACUCACUCGUCUUCCUUCAGCUCACCGAUUUGUCUAUCGAGGGGUCAAUACAGACUUGAGCAAGUACUAUAAAAAAGGCAAAUUGGUCGUUUGGUGGGCUUUCUCCUCUUGCACUGCAUCAAUCGACGUACUUCAGAAUGAAGAUUUUUUGAGCCAAACGGGUACAAGAACAUUGUUCACGAUCGAAUGUGACAGCGGAAAAGACAUCAGUCGUCAUUCGUAUUUUCAGUUCGAGCAGGAAAUUCUGCUUCCUGCUGCUAGGCAAUUUGAAGUAGUUGCUUCUCUGCAACCAGCACCGGGUCUUCAUAUGAUUCAAUUGAAAGAAGUUAAACCUCCUAUUGUGCUUCUACAACCUGUGUCACUGGUUUCUCAUUCAAGUCACAAGUCUAUGUCUGGUAAGAAAGAUCAUUUGUCUUCAUCUCAUUGAAAAUAACUUGAACAUAAUGACAGAUCUUACAUGAGUGAUCGAUUGGAUGUAAACGCGCUGAUCCUUUCUUUUCUACUUCGAUAGUUGCUGUGUAGAUCGAAGAGAUAUUUUUUCAUUAUUUACUCUUAAUGAGAUGUACAAAUUCACUACAUCACUACAUUCAAUAUUGCGUAGUAAAGAAUAGUUAUAAGCUUAAAGAAGUUGUACCCGUAAAAAUGAGAGAUGCCAAACAAAUGUUGCCCAGAACGAUAAUGCUUUUUACACUGACUGAAACUCUUUCUAUCACAUUCUAAAGUACCAUGCUGUCCAUUGUAUUCACUAUCUGUCAUAGUCGUUUAAUAAAACUCGAUGAUGAAUCGGUUCAUUGUAGCGAAAUGUAAGAGUUCAGAAACUGAGAAAUAGAAAUUUCUUUACUGCCGAAGAAUUGUCAGCAACAAAACAUCAUUUUCCCAAGGAUGAUGUGGCUGCUGGUCAGUUUAACCACAGCUUCAUGAUUUAAAAAACUAAAGUAAUGUGUUUUCUGUUGCACGGAUCACAUUCGUAUGCACCUCUGUUUGAAAUUUGAGUGUUGCCAAGUCUGUAAAUAAUCUAGCGAAAUUCAGGUAGAAAUUCCUCAGUCCAUUCUCUAGCACUGCUCUCUUCUUCUCUAUACAAGAAAUAAUAGUUUAGUUUAGUUUAUUAUACCCUUACCAUGCUAGUAUAGGGUGAAGAUCAAAAAAUUACAAAAAAUACGCACAAAAAGAAAAGAAGAAAAAAGAGAGAGAAAAAGAAAAAGAAAAAUGUUCAUUCGGGUGAUUUCUUGUUUGACCAUCGUAGAACGCCAGAACCAAGUGCCGUUUUCCGCAUAUAACCUCCAUACUUUGUGAGUGUGGUUUGGGUUAUAUCCAUCAUGAAGUACUUGGUAAAGAAGUUCAGCUUUUUCGUCUUGUUUACAUACCAUUAUUAAUUGUUUAUUUUGUUUUGUGUACACCAUUGUUUUGCGCAGGCCUUCACAUGUU